Messenger RNA from Pangasianodon hypophthalmus (striped catfish), 3129 nucleotides. It is a transcript of the gene leprotl1, whose product is annotated as leptin receptor overlapping transcript like 1. The record is from RefSeq and is a predicted model, not a curated record. Gene Ontology annotation, cellular component: endosome. Gene Ontology annotation, biological process: late endosome to vacuole transport via multivesicular body sorting pathway; negative regulation of growth hormone receptor signaling pathway. Lineage: Eukaryota; Metazoa; Chordata; Actinopteri; Siluriformes; Pangasiidae. The coding region runs from base 144 to 539 and encodes 131 amino acids. The transcript has 4 exons.
CAAACUAUCUUAUACCGGAAGUGCGUUAUGGAUAUGCGUUGUGGAUCAACUGUAGCGCCGCUUGUUUCGUUCUCUUGUGUUGACUGUGCGCGACAUAUACGGAGGAGUCUCUGACGUUCCGACGCUUUUUUAAUGUAGAAACGAUGGCCGGUAUUAAAGCCCUGAUCAGCCUCUCCUUCGGUGGAGCCAUUGGCCUCAUGUUUCUGAUGCUUGGCUGUGCCUUGCCUGUGUAUAAUGAAUACUGGCCCCUCUUUCUUCUCUUCUUCUACAUCCUGUCUCCUAUCCCGUACUGCAUCUCUCGGCGUGUGGUGGAUGAUACAGACUCGGCUAGUAAUGCCUGCAAAGAACUGGCCAUUUUCCUCACCACAGGGAUCGUUGUGUCUGCCUUCGGCCUGCCCAUCAUAUUCGCACGCGCUAGUGUGAUUGCCUGGGGGGCCUGCGCUCUCGUCCUGACAGGAAACAUUGUCAUUUUUGGCACCAUUCUGGGCUUUUUCCUCGUCUUUGGGUCGAACGACGACUUCAGCUGGCAGCAGUGGUGAAGCGGAGAACUGUUUUUACCAACAUACAUUCUUACCACGGCUAUUGUCGUGGUUCUUAUUGUCGUCUUUGUUAUUAUUUAUAGUGACUGGCCAUCCGUAUUAAGAGGAAAUCAGUGCAAUAAGUUGUCACUGGGAUCGGUUUGACCUCAGAAAGCUGUUGUUUUUUCUGUUUAUUUUGUGCAUUAGCAAUGUUUCUAGUUUUUUUUUUUUCCUUCUUGCAGGCAUGAUCGACGCUUCUCUACAGAAUGUAAAAUGUAUAAUACCACAGAAAAAAAUGAGCUAAUAUGGAUAGAUAAUUCUCUUUAUGAAGUCUGUGGUUAGAGCUAAUCACAGACUCUGUGAUUUGGAGCGCAUCCUUUAGCAUUAGUCUUUAGCUUGGUGAAUCUGCUGUGUAAUAUUUUAAAAGUGAAUUGCCUUUUCAAGUUACAUGGGUUUAGUUAUAAUUUAUUCACGUAAAAUGCACUGUCUACUGCCACCAUUGCAUUAUAGGUAGCACAAGUCCAUCCCAUAACCAAACGCCAGAACCAUUGCUGCUGUUUAAUGUAUAAUCUCGCAAUUUAGUAGCGAUACCCUGUAUAAUGCUCAGUACACAGCCAGUGUUUGAGAUAAAAGUGUAAUCGAAUAAAACAUUGUGUAUAGGAGCUACAAAGCUCACUUUGCUAACAAGUAACUGAGCACUGACUAGCAUCAUGCUAACCGUAUUCUGAAAUCAUCCCACUCGCUUCAAAUGGCGUCAUUAGCACAUAGACUAUUUCAUGUAGUUGUAAAGUGAGUCCGUAUUUACAAAUAUAAAUAUAUAAUAAUAAUAAUAAGUGAUCCUGUCUCAAAAUGGCUGCCACUAUAGUUUUCAGCUGUGGUGUCAGCAUCCUAUAAGCAGGUCUGUUUAAGAUUAACACUGAGGUAAAAAAGGGAUUAUUUCACUACACAGUUGACAUGAUGCUAAUCAUUCUAGUCUAAAUGUUGUGUGCACUGGAGCUGUGAGAAAGAUUAGCAUUAUGCUAACUAUUAUCUGAAAUCAUCACACUCGCUUCAAACAGCUUCAUGUAGUACCAUUAGCACAGACUAUUUCAUAUAGUUGUCAAGUGAGUCUGUAUUUACAAAUUUAAAUAUAUAAAUAAGUAUAAGUGAUCCUGUCUCAAAAUGGCUGCCACUAUUGUUUUCAGCUUUAAGGUAAUUUUGUCAGCACCCUAUAAGCAAGUCUUUAAGACUGAGGUAAAAAACACUGAGGUAAAAAGUGAUUAUUCUAGUCUAAAUGUUUGUACUGGAGGUGUGACGUAGAUUAGCGUUAUGCUAACUGUGCUCUGAAAACGUCACACACUUCAAAUAGCUUUAUGUAGUAGCGUUAGCACAUACACUAUUUCAUAUAGUUGUAAAGUGAGUCUUUUGUGAGUGAAAGUGAGUAAAGUGAGAUUUUAAUAUAUCAAUAAGAGUAAGUAGUUCUGUUUCAAAAUGGCUGCCGAUAUUGUUUUCAGCUGUGAGAUAAUUUUGUGUCAGCAACAUAUAAGCAAGACUGUUUAAGAUUAACACUGAGGUAAAAACGCAGUUACGAAGUUAGCAUGAUGCUGAUCAUUGUAGUCUAAAUGUUUUGUGCACUGGAGCUAUGAGAAAGAUUAGCAUUAUGCUAACUGUAUCCUGAAAUACUUACACACUCACUUCAAACAGCAAGUAACAAGAAUUUCAGAAACUUGUCUGUAAUUUACCUCAGAGGUAAGCGUGACAGUUUCAGCAGAGUUAGCUGUAUGCUAAUCUGUAUUCAUAGGCAUUUAUUACUUGUUAGCUUUAUUAGCUUUGUAGCUCUUUGCGAAUACUAAAGAAAAUUUGGACGCAACAUGGCUUAGCUUACUGAAUUACUGAAGGUGUGGGGAGAAAUUUUUCAAUUUAGUUUGACUUUUCUCUUCAAAACCAUUAAUGUGAAGUCCUGUUUUUUUUAGGUGACAAAAGUUGAGUCUCAAAACUUUUAGAAGCACUGAAUAAUUUGUUACAUGUUUAUUUUUUUUUCAUAUUAUUUAUUUCUUCCUCUGUUACUGUACUGUGUAACUGUAACCAUGUAAGAAACUGACUUAUUGCAAGUUGAUAAAUUAUUUUAAUGUAUUUAUCAGCCAUUUGUCCUACGAUAAGGUCGAGUGUCACAUUCGCCAAAAGGUACUUUCAUUCAGCAAUGUCGGCCAAUUCUGUGUGUGUAUAGUCGGAGUCCAAAACCACCAAGAACUGUUUUUAUUCACACUGGGAAGUGACAAGUCGCUGAUGUGUCACUUGCAAUUUGUCUCUUGUGGGCUUGUACUGUCCAGCGUUUUUGGAAUAAAUUCAGUUUUUGGUCUCAGACUUUUAAACCCGACUAUGAGUCAAAAUGAAGGAUAAGCCUCUGAAGUCAUCUAGAGUUUAGUUUAUUAGCUACAUGCAAAAUAAUAAUAAUAAAAAAAAAAGAAUUCACACAUUUCUAGUUAAUCCAAAGUGCUGUAAAUGUUUCAUUUCAAAUACUUUGCUUGUUUAAACUUGCGUUUCAACUAGACGUCCUAAGCUGCUUAUAUCUAAAAACAUUGUGGUCAUUGUUUUCAUUUUUUCCUUGUUUUUUUUUUUUUUUUUUUUUUUU